AUGAACUCAGACGACUUAAUGUCCGACCCCGGGCAGUCCGUUAAUUACGUGAAGCCAAGCAACUGGAACACCAAGAAGUUCAACGACGAGUACGAGACGCAGAAGCAUCGGCUCCAGGACCCACGCUUCAGUGUUGCGGAUUACCCCGACCCUCUUGCGCCUCGGUCGCCUCAUCCGAAGCAGUAUCCGAGGGGAACGAAUCCCGAGCUGGAAAGCAAGCUACAAGAGCUGAUUGCUCAGGUCAAAGCCAGUGCAGCUGGCACUGUUCCUUGA
Molecule: messenger RNA, 273 nt
Organism: Chaetomium globosum CBS 148.51
Lineage: Eukaryota; Fungi; Ascomycota; Sordariomycetes; Sordariales; Chaetomiaceae
Exons: 2
Coding region: 1-273 (90 amino acids)
Source: RefSeq, a predicted model, not a curated record